Messenger RNA from Pelobates cultripes (western spadefoot toad), 4063 nucleotides. The record is from the annotation of a GenBank genome assembly. Lineage: Eukaryota; Metazoa; Chordata; Amphibia; Anura; Pelobatidae.
AUGGCGAACCACCCCCACCAAUCGCAAAUGGCCUACGAACCUGACCCUCUAUGCAUCACAACCAUGAACUGCAGGGGCCUAAAUAUCCCGGAGCGCAGAUCGCACCUUCUCCGAGAGCUUACCUCUAAGCGCGUAUCGAUUGCUUUCCUACAGGAAACACACUUUAAGGAAGGACAUGCUCCGCCGUUGAAGAGCAAACACUACCCCACUGCGGCUCUCAGCAACCACCCGACUGCACGUAAGGCUGGUGUAGCAGUUCUCACCCAUGCUCAACUACAGUUCCAGGAAGUGGAGCGACUGGUUGACCCUAAUGGCAGAUACCUGUUCAUUAAGGGAGACAUACAAAACCGUAGGUACACCCUCGCGACGAUAUACGCACCAAACAACAACCAAUCACACUUCAUACGUAAAUCUCUCUCCAACCUCUCCUCAUUCACGGAGGGCACGUUAAUCGUUGGAGGAGAUAUUAAUGUUCCCCUCAUCCCUCUCAUAGAUUCAUCCACGGGACAUAGCAGCAUCACCCAAGGAGCCAUCCGAAGCAUUCAAAAAACACUAAAGAACCUUAGGCUGGUGGAUUGCUGGCGAGCGAUGCACCCGGCAGACAGGGAAUACACUCACUACUCGGUGAUACAUAAGCGAUACGCAAGGAUUGACUACAUUUUCCUUCAACAGGAACAUCUUGACGCUAUCCAAACAGCAGAAAUCGGAACAGCAAGCUGGUCGGAUCAUGGUCCUGUGACCCUGCAAAUGGACUCCCCUAGGGUACGCCCAACCACUAGGUUGUGGCGACUCCAGGACUCAUUACUCUUGGACCCAUCAGUGAAGGAAAAGGUUUCCGAGGAACUCACCUCCUAUUUCACACUGAAUGAGACAGGUGAUCUUCCCGCGACCACGAUAUGGGAAGCGCACAAAAGUGUGCUCAGAGGGACACUGAUGCGCCUAGCUUCUCAGAAGAAGAGAGAAUCUCGGAAACAUAUAACAGACCUGCUAACGCGCAUAACUACGCUUGAACUGCAACAUAAACGUUCACAACUCGAGGGGACGUAUAAAGAAUUAUUGGAAGCUCGAAGAUCUCUACAUACACACAUGACGAAACGACACUAUAGCUCCAUACAACGAUCGAAGGCCUUCUUUUACCAACACGCCAACAAAGGAGGGCGACUGCUGGCCAGAAUGCUUAGAGGCCCCCAAGGCAUGACCCAGGUACAUAAACUACGGACAUCAGAUGGCACGAUCACACAAUUCCCGGACAAAAUAGCAUCCGAGUUUCGCACAUUUUACGCCUCGUUAUACAACAUCCCGGGACCCACACUACCGGAGGAGGUAACACUCAGACGGGAUAGAUUAAGGAGUUAUAUCGAAUCACACAUGAAGACGAGGUUGCAGCAAGGGGAAUCGGAGUCCCUGGAUAUACCGAUUACGGAGGCAGAAGUUGCAGGGGCACUCAAGACCGCCAAAACGGGACGGGCCCCAGGUCCUGAUGGCUUUACCUUGGACUACUAUAAAAAGUUCCGAACCCUACUGCUCCCGAGACUCACCAACUCAUUUAACGCUUUGAUAGACGGCGCCCGACUCGGACCCGAAUCAUUAGCGGCAACUAUAACGGUUCUCCCGAAACCUGGGAAGGAUCCCGAACUCUGCAGUAGCUAUAGACCGAUAUCACUACUAAAUGUGGACGUGAAACUCCUCACUAAAAUACUAUCCACCAGAAUAGGGAAAAUGCUUCCGAGAUUGGUCCACCCAGACCAGACGGGGUUCAUCCCAGGGAGAGAAGCCAGGGACAGCACUCUUAGAGUGCAGGCCAUCCAUCACUUGGCAAAGAAAUCAACAGAUAAGCUCCUUCUAUUGUCAACGGAUGCGGAAAAAGCAUUUGACCGGGUUGACUGGACAUUCCUUAUGACCACGCUACGGGAAAUGGGCUUUGGAGAGAACAUGAUGAAAUGGAUUGAUGCGAUCUACCACUGCCCCAAUGCGAAGGUGAGAGUGAACGGAGCGCUUACCGACUCCUUCCAGAUCCACAAUGGGACAAGACAGGGAUGCCCACUCUCCCCCAUGCUCUUCGCCCUAGCUCUCGAACCGUUUCUGGAAGCGGUGCGCACAUCGGAUACAAUCAAAGGCUUCAAAAGCGGGGACACAACACACAAAGUAGCAGCAUACGCAGAUGACCUCUUAUUUUUUAUCACGGAACCGGAGGCAACAAUGCCACACUUAGUCACUAUGAUCACGGAUUACGGGGAGGUCUCAGGAUUCAAACUGAACAUGAAUAAAUGUGAAGUGCUUAACAUUACCACCCCAACGGCCCAAACAUCCACACUGAAGAACCAAUUUCCGUUUAGAUGGUGCGCAAACCAUAUGCGGUAUCUAGGUAUCGCAAUAACCAGAGACCUGGACGACAUGUAUCGUACAAACUUCCUACCACUACUACAACGAAUCCAACAAGAUUUGAAAACGUGGACAUAUCCACACAUCUCCUGGUUAGGCCGGAUCGCAAUACUUAAGAUGAAUAUUCUACCACGGCUGUUAUAUUUAUACCAGACGAUUCCACAAGCUUUACCGACGGCAUAUUUCGCGUCACUACGUUCCGCGAUGGUGAAGUUCAUCUGGCAUGGGAAACAGGCAAGACUACGACAGGAAGUCCUCUGCCUACCCCGAGCAUGGGGGGGAUUGGCACUCCCUGACCUCCGCAAAUACCACCACGCGACAGUACUACAACGCGUCCUUGAAUGGCAUACCCAACCGGAACAUAAACAAUGGAUCGAAUUGGACAAACAACAUAUAGGCCCCUCCUUCUUGACAUCAGUGUGGAAUACGAAGAAGAUGCCGCAGACGAAUUUGGAACCAUCCUCUACCGUGGCACAGACACUGAAAACGUGGGACUAUAUCAGAAAAGCUACUCACGUCUCUCCAGCACCGAGCCCGAUGAUCCAGAUACAAUACAACCCCCAGAUAGGGGGAGGACUACCACGGACAGCAUGGUCCUUCCUGGGAGAGAGGGAAUCACACCCCAUACAUAAGGUGUUGACUAACGCAGAUAUGAUCCCCCUGAGGGACCUAAUAGAGGAUGACCAACCCACUAGCCUACAGACCCUCCGUUAUAUACAACUCAGAACAUAUUACCGGACACUUCCAGACAAGGAAAAGUUACACAGGGACUUGACAUGGUUCGAAACGCUCUGCGAUCACAAGACUACUCUAGGUAAAGCGAUAUCCCUGCUAUACCAACACGUACUCGUGGGGCACCUCACUAACAACGACCAAUUCCGCAGACGCUGGGAACGCAUGCUAAAUACAUCUUUCACCACAUCCCAAUGGGAAAAGAUCCUCAUAUUACACCAUAAAUGCUCAUCGAGCUCCCAAUAUCAAGAAACCAACUAUAAACUUCUCUCAUUCUGGUACAGAACACCCGACAGUCUACACAGGAUCUUCCCGAAUGUACCUGACAUAUGCUGGAGAUGCGGAGAUGAACGUGGUUCGCCACUGCACAUAUGGUGGGAAUGCUCGCUCAUUAAGCCAUUCUGGGACGAAGUUCUACAGAAAAUAAGGGAUCUCACAGGGACGGAAGGAAACCUCAACGCAGAGGCAGUCCUCCUACACUCAACAUCGGAUCCCAUAAGCACAUACAGGAAAAACAUUCGUAGACACCUAAUCAACGCAGCCAAGGCACUAAUUCCAUUAUACUGGAAACAAACGAUUACCCCGACGAUAAGACAAUGGUUGGAACGGGUGGAAGAAAUAUAUAGAGCGGAAUUAAUACAGGCUACACUACGAGGACUAGAAGACAAGCAUUUGGAGAGGUGGCGCCCGUGGCUACUCUACAUAGCAGACCGAAACACAGAUAGCAACGGCCGUUCGCAACCCCAAGGAGCCCCAGGACCACCCACAGACGGGGACUGAUGCCUGGUCCGAUACAUACUACGCCGUGGUCACGGAUGACGGGACCACCUCUCCCUUCAUACUCCCCUAUCCCCCCUCACCCAGCUCUCCCCUCCUCUUCCCCCCCUCCUUUUCUCUUACUUCUUCCUCAAUUAACACUCAGCUUCUCUUUAAAACUCCCCAACAAUAG